UGCUAUGGGCCCGUUGCUAUGGGCCCCGCGCCCCCGGAAGUGCCUUCUGCUUCCGGGUGAGCGGCAGCAUGGAGGCGCAGGAGCUGUUCCGCCGCCUGGGCGCCGGGGCCCGUUUCGACGUGCGACGCUUCGGGCGCGACGCGCGGCGCUUCGGGGUGAUAAAGGGGAGCGGCGACGGCGGCUCGUCGGAGGGCCUUGACUUCUUCGGGAGCAAGGAGGGAGCCCCUCGGGGGUCUGCGACGGGAGCUGGAGCGGCAGAGCGAGAAGGCUUGCAGGAGGAGGAUGGAGCGGGGAAAAAAGGCGUGGAGGUGCUGGGGAAGAGGAAAAGAACGGCAGAAAAUGGAAAAGGGAAGAGAAAAAGGAAAAAGAUGCAAGAAGCAGUGUCAAUGCCAGAGCUCUCAGAAAACAGUGGAAUAAUGUGGAUGUCCUCUCUGGAAGCAAAAAUCAAAGACACGAAAGACAAAAAACCUACCGCGGAAAAGCUUGAGCGCUUGAGAAGAGAAAAGAUAAACCGUUUCAGAAAUCAACACAGGAUUAAUGUUCAAGGAACAGAUCUUCCUGACCCAAUUGCCACGUUUGAACAACUCCAAAAGGAAUACAAAAUCCACCCCAAAAUCAUGGAGAAUGUUCAAGCUGCUGGCUUCCAGGUCCCAACGCCAAUCCAGAUGCAGGCCAUUCCCGUCAUGCUUCAUGGGCGGGAACUCCUAGCUUCUGCUCCUACUGGGUCUGGAAAAACACUGGCAUUUUGUAUUCCUCUCUUAACGCACCUGAAACAACCGAUGAACAAAGGAUUCAGAGCUCUGAUCAUAGCGCCUACCCGAGAACUUGCUAGCCAGACACAUCGGGAGCUGGUGAAAUUGGCUGAGGGGACAGGCUUCAGGAUACACAUGAUCCACAAGGCAGUUGAAGCAGCAAAGAAGUUUGGGCCCAAGUCAUCAAAGAAAUUCGAUAUACUAGUUACUACUCCAAACAGACUCAUUUAUUUGUUGAAAGAGGAUCCUCCAGCAAUAGACUUGACCAGUGUGGAGUGGCUGGUGGUGGAUGAGUCCGACAAACUGUUUGAAGAUGGGAAGACAGGAUUCCGAGACCAGCUGGCCUCUAUCUUCCUGGCGUGCACGUCCCCCGUGGUGAGAAGGGCCUUGUUCAGUGCAACCUUUGCACGCGAUGUGGAGGAGUGGUGUAAACUCAACCUUGACAGUGUUGUUCUGGUGUCUGUUGGAGCAAGAAACUCUGCAGCGGAGACAGUAGAACAAGAGCUGUUGUUUGUUGGAUCUGAGACAGGAAAACUAACAGCAAUGAGAGAGCUUGUUAAAAAGGGUUUUGCUCCUCCAGUCCUUGUUUUUGUGCAGUCUAUUGAGAGGGCUAAAGAGCUUUUCCAUGAACUGAUUUAUGAAGGCAUCAAUGUGGAUGUCAUCCAUGCAGACAAAACUCAGCAACAGAGAGAUAAUGUAGUACACAGUUUCCGAGCUGGGAAGAUCUGGGUGCUCAUCUGCACAGCCUUACUAGCUCGAGGGAUUGACUUCAAAGGAGUAAAUAUGGUCAUUAAUUAUGAUUUGCCAACAAGUGCGGUGGAGUACAUCCAUCGGAUAGGUCGCACUGGAAGAGCAGGGCACACAGGAAAAGCAGUCACUUUCUUUACAGAAGAUGAUAAACCUUUAUUACGAAGUAUAGCUAAUGUUAUUCAGCGAGCUGGCUGUCCUGUGCCUGGCUACAUAAAACACUUUCCCAAACUUGAGAGCAAGCAAAAGAAGAAAUUCAUUAAGAAACCACUAACGAGAGAAGCAAUUUGUACCACCCCUCAGUGCUUCUUAAAGAAGGAAAGUAAAAAGAGAACUGCAAAGGAGAACGCUAAGGAAAAAAAGAAAGCUAAUGAAGCUACAGACGCUGGUAACUUAAAGACUGCUUCAAAAAGCUGAGCAGUGACUGCUCUUGAGCUGGGACUGAUGCCCCAGUCCAUGCUGAAGAACAGAAGAAUAAAGGUGUUGGCAAAGGGGAAGGGAAAUGUUUACAUGCAAGGAAGUAUCUACUGAACUGCCUUUAGAGGAUUCCUGAAUGCUUCUUAUAGAAGCUGAAGAAUGGGGUCUUGACGUAAAUAACUUUUCUGAACAGUAGUUCAAAGCUAACGUGUUACUGUCACAUAGUUUUGCAUUGGUAGUUGAAAAUAUUGUCAGUUCUGUGUUCAGGUGAUCCCUAAUAAAUUUACAGAAGACAAAAUGAACUUUUUUUUUAUAAAACAGACAAAAAAAAAAACACCAUGUAUGUAGGUGGAAGUAAAGUCUCGUUUAUACUACUUCUGAAAUAUCUAAUAAGCAAAAAAUGAUUGUUUUUUACACGCCUGUAGCUCUAAGUAACUUUGUUAUUUCAUAUUUAAGCCUCAGAACAGAAUAAAUAAGGUCACUGAAUACUUUAA
Messenger RNA from Oxyura jamaicensis (ruddy duck), 2410 nucleotides. It is a transcript of the gene DDX52, whose product is annotated as DExD-box helicase 52. The transcript has 15 exons. Gene Ontology annotation, molecular function: RNA helicase activity; ATP binding; nucleic acid binding. Gene Ontology annotation, biological process: maturation of SSU-rRNA. The record is from RefSeq and is a predicted model, not a curated record. Lineage: Eukaryota; Metazoa; Chordata; Aves; Anseriformes; Anatidae. The coding region runs from base 69 to 1916 and encodes 615 amino acids. Gene Ontology annotation, cellular component: 90S preribosome.